AUGUCAAUAGCUGAGUCGCUGCCGGCACUACCCGGUCUUUAUUUCGAUAAGAAGCAGAAGGGUUUCCGUGUUCGUUAUCAGAACGUCUAUGUUGGUUGGGUUGCUCUUUCACGCUUCCCCUCCAUCGAGGAGGCUUACUGCUCCGCACGGGACAUUUGGGAAAACGCGAAGGCUCACGCCGAGAAGUUCCAGACGCCUCAGGCCGCCGUGAUCGCCAGCCUCCCCCUUCAGAAACAGGCCCGUGCCAGCGGCAAAAACCGCGGCGGCCGCCCCCGUACCGUCACACAACUUCCCGCCGAGUGGGGUCAACGAAACACUGCUGCGAACUGGACGGCAGCCGUGGACUCGCCCAACGAACCAUGGUACUCCGCUUCCGACAGCUCGCUCGCACUGUACCCGAAAUACAACGAUGUGUUUGCCGCCAACAUCGGGGCCGGACCUGAAGACCUAGCCGGAGCAUCCAAUCCCAUCGAAGACGAGUCCGUUUUCGGCUACGGCUAUAUGGGCACCGGCUUCGCACCAUCACCCAUCUCUUACGGCAAGCCGGUGAGCAACGAUGAAUUCAUUAGUGGUUUUGACACAACGCCGUGGUCUCUCAAGGGCCACGUCGAAAAUUAG
Molecule: messenger RNA, 618 nt
Organism: Gregarina niphandrodes
Lineage: Eukaryota; Apicomplexa; Conoidasida; Eugregarinorida; Gregarinidae
Exons: 2
Coding region: 1-618 (205 amino acids)
Source: RefSeq, a predicted model, not a curated record